Messenger RNA from Cuscuta campestris, 971 nucleotides. NCBI's taxonomy places the organism in Eukaryota, Viridiplantae, Streptophyta, Magnoliopsida, Solanales, Convolvulaceae. The record is from the annotation of a GenBank genome assembly.
CUGGCCGGUCAACCAUGAGAUUGAAAAACCAAACAAUUCAACCUUCCUUCUCUCUAAGAAAUCAAAAUCGCCAAACAGGCCUUCAUAGCGCUGCAGCACAAUUAUCCCCAAAGCCAUGAAAUCCGACGAAGAGUCUCAAGCUAAUCCACUCAAUCCGGCCGCCGGAUCUUCCAAGGCCUCCGAUGGGGUGUUUUGUAAGGGGAAAUACUGGAAGCUAUGGGUGAUUUCCGCCAUUCUACUUCUCGCCUUUUGGUCAAUGUUCGCCGCCGGAUCUCUAACUCUCACUCUCAGUCGGAUUUCUAAUUCGUCUUCCUCCGCCUCCGCCGCCGCGUUCCAAGAUGAUCUCGAUGUUCUGGAAAUGGAGGAGAGGGAGAAGGUAGUGAGACAGAUGUGGGAUGUGUACACCCACCGGCGGAGCACCGUCGGGCUGCCCAAAUUCUGGCAGCAUGCCUUUGAGGCGGCGUACGAGGAUUUGACCGCCGAUUCAGCCGCCGUCCGGGACGCCGCCGUCUCAGAGAUUGCCAAGAUGUCAUUGCGCCCACAAUCCACGCCUCUUUCCUUCUCUACUCAAAGACAAGAGGAGAAGGAAGAAGGUGACUUACUCAGUGUUGGGAUGGAGGCAGAGACUGAAAGGGAACGUUGAAGACGAAAUGCGGGAGGCUUUUUUUUGUUUGGAUUAUGGAUGACAGUAAAAUUGAUAUCGUCAUUGUUUUAUGAACCACCAACAAUAAUUUUAUGUAUGUGAUUAUAUCGCUCGCAUGGGUAGCCUAGUUAGUUUGAGGGGGGAUGUCAUGCCCAAAGAUUCUAUGUAUUCUUUUUGAAUAGCUCGUUGUGCGCACCAAAUAUGGGGUGAUCUCUCAAAAAAUCCGACAAAGAUUAUGUCAUUAUUUAUCUCCCUUACUAUCCUGCCAUGCCCGGGGAGAGGAGCGCCUUAAGUAGACCUUUUCACCAAAGAAAGGGACUAAUUUGGA